Odontomachus brunneus is the source of this 4263-nucleotide messenger RNA. Its product is annotated as TOX high mobility group box family member 3-like. Gene Ontology annotation, cellular component: nucleus. Gene Ontology annotation, biological process: regulation of transcription by RNA polymerase II. The record is from RefSeq and is a predicted model, not a curated record. The transcript is spliced from 10 exons. Gene Ontology annotation, molecular function: chromatin DNA binding. Lineage: Eukaryota; Metazoa; Arthropoda; Insecta; Hymenoptera; Formicidae. The coding region runs from base 2511 to 4142 and encodes 543 amino acids.
CUAAAGCUUUUGUCUAAAACAUUUAUCAUGAUUUUUCGUAUUUACUGAAAUAAACGUAAAAAACUAUAAUUUUUAUGGGUUUUUCAUGGUUUUUACCAUAAAAAUCAAGUAGUCGCCAAUUUUCCAGCAACUACGGGAUAUGGUUGCAACUAAAGAAGUAACUGUAACUUUUAGUUAGUUAGAUCGGCCAUUUUUUCUCUCAGUACACGUGUACCGGUGUUACCUUAAUGUUGGAUCGAUAGCCAAGACUCGCGUACGACGUUUCCGACGACGACGACGAGACAUCGCGGAAAGGGGGAAGAAAAGCGGGCCUCGCGACCGCGGUAAAGGCGCUCUCAUGCCUCUGUUGAGAAAUAUUCGCUCGUAAUUCACGCGAGUUCCGUACGUUCGUUUGUUCAUAUGCACGUGCGGCCCACGGGUGGACUCUCCGUAACGUAACCAUCUGUCGUUUGAUAUAUCUGCCGGUUGAUUAAGGCGAAACGAUUAGCUGCGACUUUCACCGCGUUAACGCGCGUCGCCGUCGCGCGAUGGUCCUCUCUACUUCUGACAUUACGUCGGGACCUCCGAGGAACUUUCGAGUUCCCCGUGAAAAUUUCUUGUAGUGAUUCCUCGACGUGCAACCUCCUCGCGGCCCGUUCGGAAAUCCGGCCUGAAAACAAUCGAUUUUACGCCCGCUCUCGCGCUGCAGAAGAAAGCAGUGCUGCAGAGAAGAGAAGAAACUAGAGAGACGGAGUAAAUGCAAUAACGGGCUCUCAUGUGUAUUGGGUUGUUGCGUAAUUUCUGUCGUAUCUCGCGCGCUUAUCCUCGACGCGCAAUAAAUUGUUGUUAGAUCUAUUUGUGAGCUGCGCUGCCAGUUGUGUACUGCCUUCACAAGUUGUAGAUAAUAACGGAACCGGUAUGUUGGUGAGUAAAUAAAUUCCUUCUCAACGUUAUAUAAAUUUUCUAAUUUUGUCCAAAGAGAAAUCGCGCAGCAACCUAAUACAACCACAGAAAGACAAAAAAGAUGUAGCGCUCAUGACCAGAAAUAUUUAGUUGUAAGCAAUGCAGUUGCAUCAUUCCGGUUAUGUUUGUGUGGCGGUAAUGCGUAUGCUUGAUAUGACUCAGUUACUUUGGCAUAUCAACUACAUCAACAUAGCCGUGCGUGAUCUAGUUGCAGCUAGAAAUCAGCUGAGGUGACAUUUACCAUGGAUACACUCUGCUUGGAGCAACCAGAUAUCGUCACUGUAACUCAGCAAUUGCUCUGUGGUUUGCGGCGACCACAUAAUUGGUUGUUCCGUAUUUUACUAUUGAAUCUGGUUGGCACAACCAGAAAGAUUUAUGUGUAGGCCAACCGUACACUGAGAGAAAAAUGCUUGAAAAUUUGUUUGUGGGAUAAAAAAAUUUAUUUCGCAGAAAUCAACUUUAUAUUUCGCAGAAAUAAACUUUAUAUCUUACAAAUGACUUUUCAAGUCUCUCUCUCUCUCUCUCUCUCUCUCUCUCAGCGUAAUAUUCUCUCUAUAUAUUCAAAGUAGGAUCAAGCCUAGUAGAAACAGAACCUCGUCCAGCCACGAGAUAGUAAAUUCAUGUAAAACUUCGUUACUAGCUAAUAAUGUAAUGCUCACUUUUUCUAGUAAUAAAUAAAUAAGUUGGCUGGUAAUUAAACAAACGAGAUUACAGUUAUGAGACGAAAACCCUUAAAUAAUUGCUAGCUAGUAAUACAACGGUCAAUUCUGCUCCUUUGAAAUUUUUAACGUAACCUCAAUUUUGAUUAGCUCUCUAAUUUUAAAAUGUUAGUGACGAUAUGGUAAGUAGACUAUGUAUCUUAGGAUAGACAGAGCGCCAUCUACUCUAUCAUACUCGAUAUGUAAUGGCUACACAAGGCAGCUAGAGUAUAAACUCGAUUCUACAUAUUUCAUUCAUUAUAUUGAAUAAUCAAUAAUAACGAGUUGAUAAUAAUAGCGAGUUAGAAAAUUUGAUCCAACCUGUACUAGCUACUUACCAGCCUCUGAUUCAGGCCGGCUAGUUACAUUUCUACUCGGGUAAGAGUCGACCUAGAACACACAGCUUGCGAAAUACAUAUUUUCUUAUAUUCGCAUGUACAAAAUCAAACGAAUCGUUUCGGUCGGCAUUUUCGAGCCUCUUCGGUAGAAAUUAACAAAAUUGCGCGAGUCCUUUAUGCAGCGGACGGUCAACAUUCUCGAAAACCAAUCGAACCCAAAUCGACCACCGCAUAUCAAGGUGCAUAUCAAUAGCCUAUCAAUUAACUAGAUUUGGCUCUUAUUGGCUGGUUUUACUUAAUUGAAAGAGACGUGAUUGGACAGUUAAAGAAAAUUCGCCGUGAUCGCUUCCUCGCGUGUUCCCCUCUCACCUGCGCUCUCUCCCUCCGAGUCGCUUCAUCGUUGAUUAAUCAUUUCCAUUCUCUUUUCUGCGAAACGCCGAUCUCUGUCGCGGAUAUUGCGGAUUAUCGUCUCGAAUAAAAAAAAAAAAACACCGUAUAACAAGCAGCGCGCGGACGCGCAGCAGAGAAGGCAAUGCUCGAUUCGUUUGACUUACGUAAUCGGGACGAUGAAAAUUCAAAGCGGAUAUUGCAACGAAAACUUUUUCUACGUAACGCAAAAGCGAGCGGCGCUCCACCGCCGCCGCCACCGCGCCGCGGCGUUUCAUUUCGCCAGUAUUGUUCUGCUAACAAUCGAACGAGGACACGGAUAUACGCGGCCUGUGUAUCGACCCUGUUCGUCGUGCGACAAAAGAUAAGAAACGACAACUUCGACCUGUCCCUGAACGUUCCGCAGCAUCAUCAAACAUCGUAUCAUCACGACGGCUACAACAUGUCCGACCAGACGUUUCACACGCCGAGCUUCGGCGACGAGGACUUCGACAUCCCGGCGAUCCACCCCCAUUCGCAUCAGCAACAGCCGCAGCAACAGCAGCAUCAUCAGCAGCACGAUCCCAUGCACGCGUAUCAGCCGCAGAUGAUGCAAGGUAGCGGUAUGCAGCAAUCACCGGACGGCCUGAGCCUGGACACCAGUGGUUAUCAGCAACAGCUCUAUCUGCAACAGGAACACUCGAUGCAACCGAUCAAUGUCAGCUCGGCAUACGGCAGCUCCCAGAGCUCGUACGCGACGAUGAGCUCGCCACGCCAGCAGCAGCACAGCGGACAACAGCUGAUGAUGCUGCAGCAGCAGCAGCAGCAGCAGCAACAGCAGCAGCAACAGCAACAGCAGCAGCAGCAGCAGCAGCAACAACAGCAGCAGCAGCAGCAAGUUCAGAUGCAACACAUGCAGUACAUGCAUUCCCAACAGCAGCCGCAGCAGCAACAGCAGCAGAUGCAGCAGCAGCAACAGAUUCAAUACAGAAGUCCCACCGGAGGCAGUCCCAGCGCUAUGCAAGCCAACAGUAUCCCAGAAGCGAACAACAACACCACGACGAGCGAGGACAGCGACGACAGCACUCCGCAUUCCGGGAUGAUCACGGUGAUGAAACGACUGUCGCCGGAACCGGCCGACGCCGGGGCGAAGAACCAAAGGAAAGCGAAGCCACAGAAGAAGAAGAAGAAGAGGGACCCCAACGAGCCGCAGAAACCGGUGUCGGCGUACGCCCUUUUCUUUCGAGAUACUCAGGCAGCGAUCAAAGGACAAAAUCCAACCGCUACCUUCGGCGAGGUAUCCAAGAUCGUCGCGUCGAUGUGGGACGCGUUAGAAACUGAGCAUAAAAAUGUUUACAAGAAGAAGACCGAGGCAGCCAAAAAGGAAUACCUGAAGGCGCUUGCGGCAUACAGGGCAUCCUUGGUUAGCAAGGGCGCGGGUGAGAACGAGCAACAACAGCAACCACAGCAACAGCAGCAACAGCAGAUGCAAUACAGCGGAUACUCGGGCUACGCCAGUAAUGCCGCUCCUGGGAAUGUAACAUAUCAGGUUUACAGUCCGCAGCAUCAACCUCCAUCGCCUCAGCAACAGCAGCAGCAACAGCAGCAGCAGCAGCAGAUGGCUAUCAACAAAAAAUCGCCGCAUCACUUGGCGAUGCAAGGAAAUCCUCAACAACAGGGUUUAAUGGGCAAUGUGAUGGCGCCACCGCACAUGACGCAACAACAACAGCAGCAUAUGCAACAACAGGUCUCUCAACAGCAAUAUAUGCAGCUUUGUUACAAUUUAUGUUACGUAUAGGUGCCGCAGCAGCAACAGGUACAACAAGUACAGGUGCAACAACAACAGCAACAACAAAUGAUACAUAUGAGUCCACCCAGGGGGGAAUUUAUCAAGUCUGAUGAGACCUUGUCGAAUUCAU